AUGACUACCGGGGAGGAGGGUCCCGCCGUGGCCUCGUGCCCAUCCGAGGAGGACCACAGGGCCGUCCCGCCAGAGGCGGGGCCAGCACAGGAAGAGGCGGAGCCUGCAGAGGAAGUGGUCCUCGAGCCGGAGCGGCAUGGGACGGACGAAGACGAGGAGGAGGAGGAGGAGGAGGAGCAGCGGAUGGAGGCGGGAGGAGGCAGGAGGGACGAGGAAGACGAGGACGACGACGAGGCCAGCAGCGACAUGAGCGGGUUCGUGGUGCCGUACCCGGAGCUGACUCCCGUGGUCUUCUUCUGCCUCAAGCAGACCACGUUCCCCCGCAGCUGGUGCAUCCGCAUGGUCUGCAGCCCGUGGUUCGAGCGAGUGAGCAUGAUGGUGAUCCUGCUGAACUGCGUGACCCUGGGCAUGUACCAGCCCUGUGAGAACAUCGACUGCUCCUCCGACCGCUGCCAGAUACUACAGGCGUUCGAUGCCUUCAUCUACAUCUUCUUCGCCGUGGAGAUGGUGGUCAAGAUGGUGGCGCUGGGCAUCUUCGGGCGCCGCUGUUACCUGGGCGACACCUGGAACCGGCUGGACUUCUUCAUCGUCAUGGCGGGGGUGGUUGAGUACUCUUUGGACCUGCAAAACAUCAAUCUCACAGCAAUCAGAACCGUGCGAGUGCUGAGACCCCUCAAAGCCAUCAACCGGGUGCCAAGCAUGCGUAUCCUGGUGAACCUGCUGCUGGACACUCUGCCCAUGCUGGGGAACGUGCUGCUGCUCUGCUUCUUCGUCUUCUUCAUCUUCGGCAUCAUCGGCGUGCAGCUGUGGGCCGGACUGCUGCGCAACCGCUGCUACCCCGAGGAGAACUUCACCCUUAAAACGGGCAUCACCCUGCCCAAGCCCUACUACCACCUGGACGAGGAGGACGAGCGGCCCUUCAUCUGCUCGCUGGCGCAGGACAACGGCAUCAUGUCGUGCCAGGACGUGCCGGCGCGGCGCGAGGGCAACCGCGCCUGCUGCCUGGACAAGGACGACGUGCUGCACCGGCAGGCGCUGGGCCUGGGGCCCGAGCCGCUGGUCAACGGCAGCGCCAGCGGCGACGGCCUGUGCGUCAACUGGAACCAGUACUACACGCGCUGCCGCACCGGACACAGCAACCCGCACAAGGGCGCCAUCAACUUCGACAACAUCGGCUACGCCUGGAUCGUCAUCUUCCAGGUCAUUACACUGGAGGGCUGGGUGGAGAUCAUGUACUACGUGAUGGAUGCUCACUCCUUCUACAACUUCAUCUACUUUAUCCUGCUCAUCAUUAUCGGCUCCUUCUUCAUGAUCAACCUGUGCCUGGUGGUGAUCGCCACGCAGUUCUCGGAGACCAAGCAGCGCGAGCACCAGCUGAUGCAGGAGCAGCGCGCCCAGUGCCUCUCCUCCAGCACGCUGGCCUCCAUGGCCGAGCCGGGCGACUGCUACGAGGAGAUCUUCCAGCUGGUGUGCCACGUGCUGCGCAAGGCCCGCCGACACCUCCACUGUCCGCACUGCUACAAACCCGAGCACAUCACCGCGGACAACCCCACUGACCUGGCCCUCACCCCCAACACCGCCACCGCCGAACCCUGUCCCUAUUGCUCCGUGGCGCUGUCACUCAUCGACGGGGCGGGCCCCGGGGACGGCUCGGCCAAUGGGGACAAGGAGACGGGCUCUGCGGCGGAGACGGACGGGAAGGGCAGCGAACCGGACGGCGAGGGGAAGGGCGAGGGGCGGACGUGCAAGGGCCGCUGCCGGGCGGUGUGGGUGGAGGUGCGCAUCAAGCUGUGGGGCAUCGUGGAGAGCAAGUACUUCAACCGGGGCAUCAUGAUCGCCAUCCUCAUCAACACCAUCAGCAUGGGCAUCGAGCACCACGAGCAGUGUGCCAUUAAAACGGGCAUCACCCUGCCCAAGCCCUACUACCACUUGGACGAGGAGGACGAGCGGCCCUUCAUCUGCUCGCUGGCGCAGGACAACGGCAUCAUGUCGUGCCAGGACGUGCCGGCGCGGCGCGAGGGCAACCGCGCCUGCUGCCUGGACAAGGACGACGUGCUGCACCGCCAGGCGCUGGGCCUGGGGCCCGAGCCGCUGGUCAACGGCAGCGCCAGCGGCGACGGCCUGUGCGUCAACUGGAACCAGUACUACACGCGCUGCCGCACCGGACACAGCAACCCGCACAAGGGCGCCAUCAACUUCGACAACAUCGGCUACGCCUGGAUCGUCAUCUUCCAGAUCGGCUCCUUCUUCAUGAUCAACCUGUGCCUGGUGGUGAUCGCCACGCAGUUCUCGGAGACCAAGCAGCGCGAGCACCAGCUGAUGCAGGAGCAGCGCGCCCAGUGCCUCUCCUCCAGCACGCUGGCCUCCAUGGCCGAGCCGGGCGACUGCUACGAGGAGAUCUUCCAGCUGGUGUGCCACGUGCUGCACCUCCACUGUCCGCACUGCUACAAACCCGAGCACAUCACCGCGGACAACCCCACUGACCUGGCCCUCACCCCCCACACCGCCACCGCCGAACCCUGUCCCUAUUGCUCCGUGGCGCUGUCACUCAUCGACGGGGCGGGCCCCGGGGACGGCUCGGCCAAUGGGGACAAGGAGGCGGGCUCUGCGGCGGAGACGGACGGGAAGGGAAGCGAACCGGACGGCGAGGGGAAGGGCGAGGGGCGGACGUGCAAGGGCCGCUGCCGGGCGGUGUGGGUGGAGGUGCGCAUCAAGCUGUGGGGCAUCGUGGAGAGCAAGUACUUCAACCGGGGCAUCAUGAUCGCCAUCCUCAUCAACACCAUCAGCAUGGGCAUCGAGCACCACGAGCAGCCAGAGGAGCUGACCAACAUCCUGGAGAUCUGCAACAUCGUGUUCACCAGCAUGUUCGCUCUGGAGAUGGUGCUCAAGCUGACCGCCUUCGGCUUCUUCAACUACCUGCGCAACCCCUACAACAUCUUCGACGGCAUCAUCGUCAUCAUCAGCGUGUGCGAGAUCGUCGGGCAGUCGGACGGGGGCCUGUCGGUUCUGCGCACAUUCCGUCUGCUGCGGGUUCUAAAGCUGGUGCGCUUCAUGCCGGCUCUGCGGCGGCAGCUGGUGGUGCUGAUGAAGACCAUGGACAACGUGGCCACCUUCUGCAUGCUCCUCAUGCUCUUCAUCUUCAUCUUCAGUAUUCUGGGGAUGCACAUCUUUGGCUGUAAGUUCAGUUUGAAGACGGAAGCGGGAGACACGGUCCCUGACAGGAAGAACUUUGACUCCUUACUGUGGGCCAUUGUCACAGUCUUUCAGAUCCUGACCCAGGAGGACUGGAACGUGGUGCUGUACAACGGCAUGGCCUCCACCUCCCCGCUGGCCGCGCUCUACUUUGUGGCGCUCAUGACCUUCGGCAACUACAUCCUGUUCAACCUGCUCAUCGCCAUCCUGGUGGAGGGCUUCCAGGCAGAGGGGGAUGCAAACCGUUCCUACUCGGAUGACGACAGGUCCUCCUCUAACUUUGAUGAGAGCGAGAAGCACAAAGACUCCCUCCAGCUGUCUGACCCCAAGAUCUGCACCCUGACCCCCAAUGGGCACCUGGAGAUGGGCCCGCUGUCGGUGGCGGCGCGGGGCGUGUUUGCGGCCGAGAGGAUGAGCUUCGCACUGGGCUCCCGCAAGAGCAGCGUCAUCAGCCUGGGCAAGACCAGCCUGGAACAGCGCUCCCUCUCCCUGCGGCACAGUCGGCGCAGUUCCGUCUACCACCACUGGGGGCGCCCUCCCCCACCGGCGCACCCCCAGUCGCUCCUGACGCGGCGCAGCAGCUGGAACAGCCUGGGUCGGCAGGGCCGCGGGGGCUCGCUCCGCGUGCGCGGCUCCUCGUCCGCCCGCCUCUACUCGUCGGGCAGCGCCGAGCACGAGUCGCUCCUCGCCCCGCAGCACCAGCACCACCCGCCUCACCCGUUGCACCCGCUGCGCCCGCUCUUCCCGCCGGCGCAGCACCACCAGAGCCACCCGGGCCCCCACCCGCCGCCCCCGCUGCUCCUGGCGCGCCGCUACCCGCACCGCCGCGACCGCCGCGCCCUCUCGCUGGAGCUGCCCGAGCUCCUGCAGGUCCCGGCGUACGGCGGCGGCGGUCCCCUCUCCGCGCCCCUCGUCCCCCACGUCCCCCAGACGCAGGCGCAGACGCAGACGCAGAUCCACCCGCUGCUGGCGCUCAAGAAGAGCUCGUCGGGGGAGCGGGCGGCGGGGGGCGAGCACCAGGACUGCAACGGGAAGGCGCCCGCCGGGCCCCAGGCCCCGCUCCUGGGGGAGGUGUUCCCGCAGCUCAACAGCCGCAAGGACAAGGGCGAGCUGGAGGAGGAGUCCGACUACACGCUGUGUUUCCGCAUCCAGAAGAUGAUCGAGGUGUACCGGCCUGACUGGUGUGAAACGCGCGAGGACUGGUCUGUCUACCUCUUCUCCCCACAGAACAAGUUCCGACUGCUCUGUCAGUCCAUCAUCGCUCACAAGCUCUUUGACUACGUGGUGCUGGCCUUCAUCUUCCUCAACUGCAUAACUGUGGCCCUGGAGAGGCCCAAGAUCCAUCAGGGCAGCCUGGAAAGGGUCUUCCUCACUGUCUCCAACUACAUCUUCACUGCCAUCUUUGUGGCUGAGAUGACAGUCAAGGUGGUGUCCAAGGGGCUCUACCUCGGCGAGCGGGCCUACCUUCGCAGCAGCUGGAACAUCCUGGACGGUUUCCUGGUCUUCGUGUCGCUCGUGGACAUUGUUGUGUCCAUGGCGGGCGGCGCCAAGAUCCUAGGCGUCCUGCGUGUGCUCCGGCUGCUCAGGACAUUGCGCCCCCUCAGGGUGAUCAGUCGAGCUCCAGGACUUAAGUUGGUGGUGGAGACCCUCAUCACCUCGCUCAAGCCCAUCGGCAACAUCGUGCUCAUCUGCUGUGCCUUCUUCAUCAUCUUCGGCAUCCUCGGAGUCCAGCUUUUUAAGGGAAAGUUCUACUACUGUGUGGGGCUGGACGUGAAGAACAUCACCAAUAAAUCCGACUGCCUGUCUGCCAAUUACAGAUGGGUUCACCACAAGUACAAUUUUGAUAAUCUUGGACAGGCUUUGAUGUCCCUGUUUGUGCUGGCCUCCAAGGAUGGCUGGGUGAACAUCAUGUAUCACGGCCUGGAUGCUGUUGGUAUAGAUCAGCAGCCCAUCAUGAACUACAGCCCGUGGAUGCUGCUGUACUUCAUCUCGUUCCUGCUGAUCGUCAGCUUCUUCGUGCUCAACAUGUUCGUGGGCGUGGUGGUGGAGAACUUCCACAAGUGCCGUCAGCACCAGGAGGUGGAGGAGGCCAAGAGGAGGGAGGAGAAGAGGCAGCGCCGCAUGGAGAGGAAGAGACGGAAGGCUCAGAAGCUGCCCUACUACGCCAGCUACGGUCACAUCCGCCUGAUGAUCCACACCUUCUGCACCAGCCACCACCUGGACCUCUUCAUCACGCUCAUCAUCUGCGUCAACGUGGUCACCAUGUCCCUGGAGCACUACAGCCAGCCCCAGUCCCUCGAGACGACCCUGAAGUACUGCAAUUACUUCUUCAGCACCACCUUCGUGAUCGAGGCGGUGCUCAAGCUGGUGGCCUUCGGGUUCCGGCGUUUCUUCAAGGACAGGUGGAACCAGCUGGAUCUGGCCAUCGUGCUGCUGUCUGUGAUGGGCAUCACGCUGGAGGAGAUCGAGAUCAACGCCUCGCUGCCCAUCAACCCCACCAUCAUCCGCAUCAUGAGGGUGCUGCGCAUCGCCCGAGUGCUGAAGCUGUUGAAAAUGGCCACGGGAAUGCGAGCUCUUCUAGACACUGUGGUCCAGGCCUUGCCACAGGUGGGGAACCUUGGCCUACUCUUCAUGCUGCUCUUCUUCAUCUACGCUGCUCUGGGCGUCGAGCUGUUUGGAGAGCUGGUGUGCAACGAGGAGUACCAGUGCGAGGGCAUGAGCCGCCACGCCACCUUCGAGAACUUCGGCAUGGCCUUCCUCACGCUCUUCCAGGUCUCCACCGGCGACAACUGGAACGGCAUCAUGAAGGACACGCUGCGCGAGUGCCCCCCGGGGGAGUACAACUGCAACCCCAGCCUGCAGUUCAUCUCGCCCAUGUACUUUGUGAGCUUCGUGCUGACGGCGCAGUUCGUGCUCAUCAACGUGGUGGUGGCCGUGCUCAUGAAGCACCUGGACGACUCCAACAAGGAGGCCAUGGAGGACGCCGAGAUGGACGCCGAGAUCGAGCUGGAGCUCGCGCAGGGCGCCCUCUGCUGCAUGGGAGGCCUCGGCGCGGCCGCCGGCGGCGCGGCCAUCGCCGCGGCAGCAGCCGGAGGACUAGGGGCGAGUUUAGGACCCGGGGGAGACCGUAUAGGAGGAGGAGGAGGAGGAGGAGGAGAGGGCGGCCGCCGCCGACUGUACUCGCCAGCACAGGAGAACCAGUGGCUGGACAGUGUGUCCCUGCUCAUCAAGGACUCCCUGGAGGGAGAGAUGCUGAUGAUUGACAACCUGUCAGGCUCCGUGUUCCACCACUACUCCUCUCCGCCAGUGUGCCGCGACUGCCACCACCACCCGCAAGAGAUCCAGUUGGCGGAAGUGGAGCAGGCGUCUCUGAUGUCAGAGCAGCUGUCUGACAAGUCUUCUUCGCUGGCGCUGCCUGAUGACCUCAGCCUGGAUGACCACAGCGUGUACCAGCUGCUCGUCAGGGACAGCAAGGAGGAGAGGGGGAGCAGUGACUCCCACAGCUCCGAGGAGCUCCGGAGCAUCCAGGCCCGCUGCGGGGGCUCGCAGCCCCACAGUCCCCCGAGGGAGGAGGGGGAGGAGACGGAGCUCGUGGACGUGGGCCCGGGCCCUCAGAGUCCGGCCCAGCGCCUCCUGCUGCAGCAGCAGCAGCACCAGCACACCCCAACGCACGGCCGAGAUGGUGGGCAGCUUGGCAGCCACAUUGGCGGUGCGGGCGCUGGCGGUGGCGGUGGGGUUGGCGGAGGGGACAGCAGCAGAGGUGCCUCUCCUCUGUUCCAUCUCCCCGCCGAGUUCUUCCACCCAGCCUCCGCCGUGGCCCAGGGGAGUCCGGCGGCGGCGGCGGCGGCGAUGGGCGUUCCGGUGGACCGAACAGGCGCCUGGUUGACCUCGCCGGCCUCCUGGGCCUCCCUCAGGUCCCCGGGGGCCAACAGCAGAAUCGGCGGCCCGCAGCACCAGUCCCACAGUGACUCCUCCUUGGCCACGGGCAGCUCCGAGGGCAGCCUGCAGACCACCCUUGAGGAAGGGCUCAGCUUCAGCAUCUCCCCACCACCACCACCACCACCACCACCCCCGCCGUCAUCGUCCUCCUCCUCAUCGUCACGGGGCCGGGACCUGGCCUUGGCUCAGCCUCUACUCUGCCGCAUCCCCCCGCCGCCCGCCACCCCUUCCCCCCGCCGGCAGCGGUGCGGCGCCAAGCCGUCUGGCGCCGUCCCCCUCCAGGCCACCAGGGGCCACCAGCGGAGCCAGAGCAGCUGUGGGGGCGGCAGCAGUAGCCCCGGCUGCCCGCGGCAGGACUCCCCGGACCCCUCGGACAACGACGCGGACUGCGGCUCCGGCCAGGCGGGCGCCAACAGCGAACACUUGUCGGAGGCGCUCAGCAGCCUGUCGCUCUCGUCGCUGCUCUGCGCUGGCUCGCAGGGGCCCCCGCUGGCCAAGAAGUGCAACAGCACGGGGAGCCUGGAACAGGGCGGGAGCGCCGCGUCGGCCCGGGGGGGCAAAGACUCCAGGCAGCUGUACGGCAUGGACGCCCAGGGGUACCUGUCUGCCCCAUGGACGGGACAGGUGGAGGAGAGGGGCACGGUACCGUCUCAGCGAAUGGCCACCAUGCUGCUGCUGUUGCUGCUGCUGUUGCUACUGCUGCUGCUCACAGACUUGGGAAAUGUUGCAGGGGCUCACGGGAGACCGAAUGGAGAACGCCAGAACUACUAG
Sardina pilchardus (European sardine) is the source of this 7902-nucleotide messenger RNA. RefSeq names its product voltage-dependent T-type calcium channel subunit alpha-1I-like. The record is from RefSeq and is a predicted model, not a curated record. Gene Ontology annotation, biological process: membrane depolarization during action potential; positive regulation of calcium ion-dependent exocytosis; calcium ion import. Gene Ontology annotation, molecular function: low voltage-gated calcium channel activity; voltage-gated sodium channel activity. Gene Ontology annotation, cellular component: voltage-gated calcium channel complex; plasma membrane; voltage-gated sodium channel complex. Bases 1 to 7902 code for a protein of 2633 amino acids. NCBI's taxonomy places the organism in Eukaryota, Metazoa, Chordata, Actinopteri, Clupeiformes, Clupeidae. The transcript is spliced from 43 exons.